AUGACGGCCAGGAGAAUGCGGAAAAGGCUCGGCAGCGCAGAAGCCGCGGCAAGAGGCGCGCUAGUUGCAGGAUGAAGAUCCUAUCAAGAGCUUAAGCCUCUCUUUCUAUGCAAACGGCAAUGCGAACGCUUUCCCUGCAAAGACUUUUUUGCUUCUGUGGUGCAACGGCGUGUACAGAUUUGGUUUCCUCCCCAGCGAGCGCCCGGCUGCUGCUGACAGUCUGUUUUGCUUUCGCUACUCGUCGGGUGGAGAACCGCUCUUUGGGAUCCGCUUGGUGCGUUUUAAACGCGUAAGGUAGGGCCGGGAAAAGUGAGGAGUCCCUGCCUCCCACGUGGCUGCUGUCCCCUCCCAAGAAUUGAGGAAACGGCGACGUGCGCUGCCUUGAGUUUACUUGGCUGUUCCAAACCAUGGGCCAUCACGACCAUAUGUUCAAAGUGCUGAUUAUUGGGGAUGCCACAGUUGGGAAGACGUCACUGGUCCAGCGGUAUGCCAACGAUAGUUUCAACAAACACUACAAGUCGACGGUGGGAGUGGAUUUUGCUCUGAAGGUGGUACAGUGGUCAGAGUCUGAGACAGUGAGGCUGCAGCUGUGGGAUAUUGCAGGUCAGGAACGUUUCACGUCUAUGACUCGGCUGUAUUACAAAGAGGCAUCGGCCUGUGUGAUCAUGUUUGAUGUCACCAGUAUUGGCACGUUCACCAGCUGCCAGAAAUGGAAGUAUGAUUUGGACAGCAAACUGAAGCUGCCGGAUGGAAGCCCCGUUCCUUGUCUGCUGCUGGCUAAUAAAUGUGACCUUUAUCCAUGGGCUGUGACCAGAGAAGAAAUUGAUCGGUUCAGUAAGGAGAAUGGCUUUACCGGAUGGGUUGAAACCUCUGUCAAGGAAAACAAGAAUGUAAAUGAGUCAAUGAGAGUCCUUAUUGAGAAGAUGAUGAUGAUGUUGUUGACGUCGUCAGGUGACACGGACAUUACUCUUUCAGGCCGUGGAGACUACAUCAAUCUACAUCAAGCUGCCGCCGUGCCCAAUUGGGGGUGCUGCUAGUUGCACCUCCCUAGGCUUCUGCAUCUGAUCAGAGGUCGAGAGCGCCUUUGAAACUUAAUACUGUCUUUUCUUAAGAAGUAGUACUGAACUGCCUCAUGGCAUUGCUGUAAGCAGCAAUAGAAGACCAAGGCAUCCCAGCAAGGUUGAUGGAAGCCACAGUCUUGCCUGCUUAUGGGCCACUGGGGUACACUUCUGCCAUUCUAUAUUCCUCAUUGCAAGUUGGGCUAACUUGGAGGAGAUUGUUCUGCUCGCUGCUGUACUUGUGGGAAAGUCUCCACCACAGUUGAUUGAAGAUUACGCAGCAGGAAGAAUGGCCACAAGGAGCUCUGAAAGCAAAGCCCUGGGUAACCUGGCUGUGUCUAACCAGCGUACGUGCUAAAUCUUGCACUUUGAAGCAGACUGCCUUUAAUGUAUCCUCUGUGGAAACAUGCUGUGAUUCUUCCCCCCCCCCCUUGUGACACAGCUGCACAACUCUCUCUCACCACGGCCCUUCUUGAGGUGCCAUAUUUGCCAGGAUAAGCCUAUUGCUGCUUUUGUGUGUGUGUUUUCUGAGAAUGGCUGCAUUUAAGCUGAAGGAAAAAAACACAAGGGACUCUGGCCUUUUUUGUCCCUUCUUUUAUGUGGGAGAUACAAUUGUCAGGUCCUUUUCCUGUGACCAUUUCAUUAGUGAGCCCAGCAAUGAAUUGAGGUAAAAGCUGUAAACUGCUUUGCAUUGAUGCACCUUAUUAGAGCAGUAGCAAUGUUUUUAUGUUUUUAUAGCCCUUUCCCUGGUAGGAUCUCAUUUGCCUCUUUCAUAUUCUGAUAAAUUACUUCCUCUCAGAGGCUGUAAUAUGUGGCUGUAGAUAGCCAUCAUGCAAUGCUAUCUUGAAAGCACGUCGAUGGGUUUAGUGAACCGAGGGGGUAAACGCAGAAUAGGGAACACAGCAGGACAGAAGGCAAGAAUUAAAUCUCUCCUGUACCUUUUUGCUACCAGUCAUUUCCUGCCCUUUUAAUAUAGAGGGGAUAGACUUUGUUUUUGCAGAAAAUACAAAAUUGUAAUUUACCAGUUUUUAAAAAUUCAUAAUUCAGGAAGGUUAACUUUUCAAACUGGUGAGUUGUAUUAGGGUGCUUAAAUUUCUUAAUCUGUUUUUUAAAAAUUAAACAGCCGAGGAGAUGCAUGUGUAAUGGGUAAAAGAUUCCGUGGAUGAAUAAUGUGUCCAUAUUCAACCAAACUCUGAAAUUUCCUGGAUGAUUGGAAUAAGCAAAUCUAUUCAGGCCAAAAAAGAAAGAUCUAUUAAAGCCUUGCAGUGUUUGAAUCUUUGCCUGAUAACAUUACAGUUCUUUCAAACUGUCUGUCCGAAUACUGUAAUGGGCACAACUUCUGGAUAAGAUGUAAAAUAUAUAUUCAGACCAUUUUCUCAGUUAUGUAGACAAGACGGCACAUUAUUUAUCCAUUGGACUCAUUCUUGUUAUAGGGUAUUACAAGUUAUGUAUUUUGUAAAUAAAGAUUAUUAAACAGUUGCUGCUAAAAAAGAUAACAAGCAGUGGAUGGGGAACUGGAAUCUCUCUAGAUAUCGUUCAAGAUGGUAAUAACUUAAUUUUUAAUUUUUUUAAAUGAUAGUGAAGGACAUCGGCAAGUUUCUUUGCACUGUUUCUGAAAACUGCAGGUAGAAGUACUAACCACAGAGGAAAUUCAAGCUAAAUGCUUUUAAAGGGGAUACUCUAUAGACCACUAACAUGGUCUCUCCAGAAGAUUUGGACUACAAUUCCCAACAAAUGGAAUUGAUGGGACUUGUAGUCCAAAACAUCUGGACAGCACCAUGUUAUUGAAGAGGGAUCUAUAGAAAAACAAUGUUAGAUAACUUGGUUGUGUUUCAGUAUAUUCAAAUAUCUCAUUGAACUCUUUGAAAUGGAAGCACAACAAAACUAGCCUCAGAUUGCUACCGUGCGAUUGGAAGUGCAAAUUACAAAGAUUUGAGGUCUUUAAAACUUCUGCCUGCACUAAUUAAGUAAGUGGCAGGAGAAGAACCUAAGGGCUUUCUAGAAAUGGUUCCUUUUCCACAUGAUGGUGAAAGUCUAUAUGAUACAGUCAUACACCUGAACUACAUCACUAGCCCUUCCACUUUGUACCAUUUUUGAAAAGCAGUAUAUAAUGCAGAAUUUGACAGCUGCCUAGCAGAAAUUACUGCUGGGUUAUUGGCACACAGAUCCAUUGGACAUGAGCUGUUUCAAGCAACCAUCACUGACAGCUGUGAUCUAUAGGAGAAAGUUUUCAUAUAUCUCCCUUUGCCGAAUGUACUUGUGCACUGAUUUACAACUGCUGUUUGAUUGUCUAAGUUAAUAUAUCUGGAGAGAUCUAUGCAACAACGGUUGAUGUGCUAUGGUACUGGGAGGCAGUUGCAGUCAAUAAGCCUGCCCUCCAACCACGGUUGGACUCCAUCAGCCCCAGCUUUCAUGGCCAAUGGUCAAGGAUGAUGGGCAUAGAGCACUAGGUUGGGUGGAGUUGUAGGACCCCCCCCCAUCUGUGUGAACCCAUGUAUAGCAUUGCAUAGGUAGACACUUGAGAAUAUAUGCACAUUAUCUUUUCCACAUCCAGUUCUAUUUUUGUGCCUUUUGAAUAGCUGAUGAGAAAAUUUAAAAUCUCUCAAGCCACUAUCUCAUGGAGCUACUACUGUAUAUUCUUGACUUGCAAACAUAUAAAGGUAGCUAGGGAAACAGCUGACUUUCUAAAGGGCUGUCUUUAGAGGACCAACUGGAAUGCAAGGUAUAUGAUCAAAACACUAGAACUUUCACAUUUGAAAGAGUGCUUUGCAAAACAAGAAAUGUCUCAGCGUUUAAAUCCUGCAUGUGUUGGUCCUAAGUUCUGUGCAAAACUCUUUCUGCCAAGACAUAAUGGACAUGUUACCUCGCUUGAAGUGCUUAUUUUAUGUAAGCUUUUAAAAUAAAAACUGAGUGGUAUGUUUUGUUUUUUACAACUCAUGCUAUACUGAUUGCUUCUGAUCUAAAACUUUUAUGCCAAUUUUUUUUCUGGUUGGAAGUAAACUGAAAGCAAUUUGCUAGAGAGAGGCUCAAAUGGGAGCUGCUGUUUCCUUUUAGGGGAGGGGGGAUGCAUUUCUUCUCGGAGAUUCCUAAACCUCCACUUAGCAAAAAAAGCUGUCUUGCUAGCCUUAAGCAAGGUUGCUCACGAAACUGUUUUCGGGUUUGUAAAUUCAUUGUGCUUUAUUUAUGGCUCAGUCCCCUCCCUCUCUCCAUCAGAUUGCAGUUCUUUGAUUGCAAGCCGUGAGAUUCUAUAAAUGGUUGUCUUCAUCCAGAUGGUAUUCUAGGGCUACCUAUAGGCCAGAAGAAAUUCCUCUACCCCUCCCCGAAAUUAAAGUAUGAUGUACGAUUUCGUAUAAUUAAAUCCUUAUUCUGCUUUGUAGCAGUAUUGCCUAUGUGUAGUGCACAAUUCCUGCCACUUCCCCAGACAGUACAAAAUCACACUCAAUUAAGCAUGGGUACUGUAGAGACUAGAUGUGCUGAAUUAAGAUUCCGAUCCCCACUGGUUUGCACCAAGCAGUGCCUUAGUAAUACGGUUUGAUAUCUGGGGGCAUGUCCACAUGAGAGACUUAAUCCAUGUUUUGUUGGCUCACAUUUUUCCAGGACAUUUAUAUGACCUCAAACUGAUGUUCUCAGGCUGCUGAAAAGCCACCUUUGGGGUUGGUUUGUUUUUGAAAGCCCAGUGUCGGUGGGUUUAAGUCUUCUUCGUGUUACUUUUCCAUUUCUUUUUAAAAUGCAUGGUUUUGAAAUGUACAGAGUUGUAUCUGCUGAGUGAGCCUAUCGCCAUGCAUCUCAACCUCAGUGCUGCUACAUUUCCAGUUUCUGCCAUUCUAACAGCGUAUUUUUAAUCUCAUAGUUUGCUAAAACCAUUUUAAAAACACAUAUUUGCACAAGGAUGCAUAAAAGAAAAUGCAUUUUAGCAAAAAUAGAAAUGUUUUUAAUCACCCCUUUACCAGUCAGCACUAUUUUAGCACAGUAGUUUUUACCCUCCCCCCAAUAUUUUAGUUGGUGCUAAAUAUUUUUAACCUACUUCAUGAAAAAGUUAUUAAAGUUAUCAUGCAAUAUAAAAGCACUUUAGCAUAAACUGAACAAUUCCCUAAAAACAAGAGUAUAAAUAAAAGGGUUUUUUUAAUGAGAAAAUUAUAUGCUCUUACUUGUGCCUUCCUUACCUACGUGACUAUGUCACAUUUACUUGUUUGGAUGUUACACUGCAUCAUGUAUGCACAACGAAAGUGCCAUUCUUCCCUGCCCCAGGGAAAUUGAAAUGUUACAACUGUGUGGAGCAUUCACGGGGAAAGUGUAUGGACCACCUUCCAUUAAUUUGAACAAUGGUCAUUGAAAACUCACCUCAAACAGCUGGUGUUUUUCUCAGAAUCUCACAUAUUUUUAAAUACACAUUUGAAUUGCAUUGUUUUGUAUGUUUAACAGUAUUUGUUCUUAUGUCAAAAGGACAAAUGAGGUUUUAGUUGUGCUGUUCAAUAACCAAUGCAGUGUUGGAAAAACUACAAAUAAAUCUGAAAUCAGCCUGA
Podarcis muralis (Common wall lizard) is the source of this 5581-nucleotide messenger RNA. RefSeq names its product RAB29, member RAS oncogene family (gene RAB29). Gene Ontology annotation, biological process: phagosome-lysosome fusion; endosome to lysosome transport. Gene Ontology annotation, cellular component: phagocytic vesicle; late endosome; lysosome. The record is from RefSeq and is a predicted model, not a curated record. Gene Ontology annotation, molecular function: GTP binding; GTPase activity. Lineage: Eukaryota; Metazoa; Chordata; Lepidosauria; Squamata; Lacertidae.